This is a messenger RNA of Dracunculus medinensis (Guinea worm), 645 nucleotides long. The record is from the annotation of a GenBank genome assembly. NCBI's taxonomy places the organism in Eukaryota, Metazoa, Nematoda, Chromadorea, Rhabditida, Dracunculidae.
UACGAUGAGGCUCAGAACUCAAACAGUUUUCUAUCAGAAAUACCAUUUAUGAAUGAUGUGAGUGGCGUCGAAAAAAAGGUAACGAAGCCAAAACUAGCCGAUAUGAUCAAAGCAUAUAAAUCAAUAAUUGCAAAUAUUGGUGAAGAUAUAAAUCGAGAAGGUUUGCUGAAAACACCUGAAAGAGCUGCUAAAGCUAUGUUAUUCUACACCAGAGGCUAUGAAACCAGCCUUAAUGACAUAUUAAAUGAAGCUGUUUUCAUCGAAGAUCAUGAUGAGAUGGUAAUUCUGCGAGAUAUAGACAUGUUCUCUUUAUGCGAGCAUCAUUUGAUACCAUUUUAUGGGAAAGUUCAUAUUGGUUACUUGCCAAGCAAGAAAGUACUUGGGCUAAGCAAGCUAGCAAGAAUUGUCGAGAUCUAUAGUAGACGACUACAAUUGCAAGAAAGGUUGACAAAACAGAUUGCUUCAAGCGUUCUUCAAGCUGUUCAACCGUCAGGAGUUGCUGUUGUUAUCGAAGCAUCACAUAUGUGUAUGGUAAUGAGAGGAGUGCAAAAAAUCAAUGCGACGACAAUAACAAGUUGUAUGUUAGGUGUAUUCCGAGAUGAUUCGAAAACUCGUGAAGAAUUUUUUAAUCUUAUAAAGAAGUGA